AUGGAUGAAAUACCAAAUUUGUCCCUUAGAGAUGGUGAAAAGAGUAUGAAUGGACAUUUAGAAGGCAAGGACAUUAUGGGAUUUGAAGCCUUAAAUCGACGUGCUGUGGCUGUGGUGGUGGACCCCAUUCAGAGUGUCAAGGGUAAGGUGGUUAUCGAUGCUUUCCGGCUUAUUAACCCAAAUACUGUGAUGCUUGGCCAAGAGCCACGGCAGACCACAUCCAAUCUUGGCCAGCUUAACAAACCAUCCUGUCAAGCAUUGAUCCAUGGGUUAAAGCGGAAUUAUUACUCCCUAGCAGUAAAUUUCAGGAUGAAUGGACUUGAGGAGAAAAUGUUGCUUAACCUUCAUAAGAAGAAAUGGACUGAUGGGCUGACGAUGAGGCAAUUUGAUGCUCAUUCAAAAACAAACGAGCAGACUCUUCAGAAGCAUGUUUCCUCUUUGGCUUCGCGUAUGCUUCACUUUCUUUCUGGAUCAUUAGGAGGUUAUCGCUGGUUAUGGUUAAGUGUGGAGGUUAACAGGGGGCAGAGUUCUAAGCAAUUUAAUUCUAGGCCAGCAUAG
Messenger RNA from Prunus armeniaca (apricot), 558 nucleotides. The record is from the annotation of a GenBank genome assembly. Lineage: Eukaryota; Viridiplantae; Streptophyta; Magnoliopsida; Rosales; Rosaceae.